UCAGCCUCCGUGCCCCACAGCACCACAGAAAUGCCUCCUCAGCUGCAUAACCGUGUGGACCUCUCAUCCAAAGUUGUCCAGGGCACCCUGGACAGCCUGCCCCAGGCAGUGAGGGCGUUUGUAGAGAGCAACGCCCAGCUGUGCGAGCCGGAGCACAUCCACAUCUGUGAUGGCUCUGAGGAGGAGAACAGACGGCUGCUGAACUGCAUGCAGGAGGAGGGUCUCAUCAGGAAGCUGAGGAAGUACGACAACUGCUGGUUGGCUCUCACCGACCCCAGGGAUGUGGCCAGGAUCGAAAGCAAGACGGUUAUCAUUACCCAAGAGCAAAGAGACACAGUGCCCAUCCCCAAAACCGGCCUCAGCCAGCUGGGUCGCUGGAUGUCAGAAGAGGACUUUGAGAAAGCAUUCAAUGCCAGGUUCCCAGGUUGCAUGAAAGGUCGUACCAUGUAUGUAAUCCCAUUCAGCAUGGGGCCUCUGGGCUCCCCUCUGUCCAAGAUCGGGAUUGAGCUGACUGACUCGCCCUAUGUGGUAGUCAGCAUGCGGAUUAUGACUCGGAUGGGCGCGGCCGUGCUGGAGGCCCUGGGCGACGCGGAGUUCACCAAGUGUCUGCACUCCGUGGGGUGCCCUCUGCCUUUAAGAAAGCCUUUGGUCAACAAUUGGGCUUGCAAUCCUGAGCUGACACUGAUCGCCCACCUGCCCGACCGCAGAGAGAUCGUCUCCUUCGGAAGUGGGUAUGGUGGCAACUCACUGCUGGGGAAGAAAUGCUUUGCCCUCAGGAUAGCCAGCCGGCUGGCCAAGGAGGAAGGGUGGCUGGCAGAGCACAUGCUGGUCCUGGGGAUAACCAACCCUGCGGGGGAAAAGAAGUACCUAGCAGCUGCGUUCCCCAGCGCCUGUGGGAAGACCAACCUGGCCAUGAUGAACCCCACCCUCCCCGGGUGGAAGAUAGAGUGUGUGGGCGACGACAUUGCCUGGAUGAAGUUCGACAGCCAAGGUAACUUGAGAGCUAUCAAUCCAGAAAAUGGUUUCUUUGGGGUUGCUCCUGGCACUUCUGUGAAGACUAACCCCAACGCCAUCAAGACCAUCCUGAAGAACACCAUCUUCACCAAUGUGGCUGAGACCAGUGAUGGGGGUGUCUACUGGGAAGGCAUUGAUGAGCCACUGGCUUCAGGCAUCACCAUCACGUCCUGGAAAAACAAGGAGUGGAGCCCACAGGACAGGGAACCCUGUGCCCACCCCAACUCACGGUUCUGCACCCCUGCCAGCCAGUGCCCCAUCAUCGACCCCGCCUGGGAGUCUCCGGAAGGUGUGCCCAUAGAGGGGAUCAUUUUUGGAGGCCGCCGACCCACUGGUGUGCCUCUGGUCUAUGAAGCCCUCAGCUGGCAGCACGGGGUUCUUGUGGGGGCAGCCAUGAGAUCAGAGGCCACGGCGGCUGCAGAACACAAGGGUAAAGUCAUCAUGCAUGACCCCUUUGCUAUGCGGCCCUUCUUUGGCUACAACUUUGGCAAAUACCUGACCCACUGGCUAAGCAUGGCCCACCGCCCAGCAGUCAAGCUGCCCAAGAUCUUCCAUGUCAACUGGUUCCGGAAGGACAAGGAAGGCAAAUUCCUCUGGCCAGGCUUUGGAGAGAACUGCCGGGUCCUGGAAUGGAUGUUCAACCGGAUCAACGGGGAAGACAGUGCCAAGCUCACGCCCAUCGGGUACAUCCCCAAGGGGGAGGCCCUGAAUCUGAAGGGCCUGGGGAAUAUCAACAUGGAGGAACUCUUCAGCAUCAGCAAGGAGUUCUGGGAGAAGGAAGUGGAAGACAUAGAGAAGUAUCUAGAAGAUCAAGUGAAUGCUGACCUCCCCUAUGAGAUCGAAAGAGAGGUCCUUGCCCUGAAGCAAAGAAUUAGCCAGAUCUAA
Castor canadensis (American beaver) is the source of this 1899-nucleotide messenger RNA. It is a transcript of the gene Pck1, whose product is annotated as phosphoenolpyruvate carboxykinase 1. The record is from RefSeq and is a predicted model, not a curated record. Gene Ontology annotation, biological process: cellular response to glucose stimulus; hepatocyte differentiation; gluconeogenesis. NCBI's taxonomy places the organism in Eukaryota, Metazoa, Chordata, Mammalia, Rodentia, Castoridae. Gene Ontology annotation, cellular component: cytosol. Gene Ontology annotation, molecular function: manganese ion binding; GTP binding; phosphoenolpyruvate carboxykinase (GTP) activity.